This is a messenger RNA of Gryllus bimaculatus (two-spotted cricket), 1198 nucleotides long. NCBI's taxonomy places the organism in Eukaryota, Metazoa, Arthropoda, Insecta, Orthoptera, Gryllidae. The record is from the annotation of a GenBank genome assembly.
AUGAGCAAGCCCGGCCGGAGGAAGUUAGUGCCGCUGGUGCGCUCAGGGAAGCGGCCGCAGAGCGCUGCCUGCUCAGUCGCGUUGAGGCGGCAGACAUACGCCGGGAGUGGCGCGCUGGGUUUGGUGGGCUUCUACACAGGGUCGCUGUCGCUGGCCGGCAACCCUGCGCCCUUCGCCCUCACACCCUUCCUGGGCGCCGCCUUCACCGACCGCAUGGGGCUGCUGGGUCGCGCCGCCAACGCCGCCUGGCACAGCGCCGCGCAGCUGCUGCACGCCGCCAUGGUGCACUUCUUCCUGCAGCCCGUGCUGCGCAGGCACAUCGUGUUCCGGUGGACGCGCAGCGCCGAGUCGAGCGGCGUGAGCGAGCGAGAGCUGACGCGGGCGUUGCAGGACCUGGAGGAGUGGGUGUCGGGCGGCGCCGGGGGCUUCGUGUACGUGUCGAUGGGGUCGAGCGUGCGCGCCUCCAACAUGCCCGCCGAGCUGCGCGUGCUGCUGGCCGACGCGCUGGGCCGCCUGCCCUUCCGCGUGCUGUGGAAGUGGGACGGCGGCGCGCCGGCGCCCGCCCACCUGCCGCCCAACGUGCGCACGGGCCACUGGUUCCCGCAGCAGGACCUCCUCGGGCACCCGCGCAUCCGCGCCUUCGUGACGCACGGCGGGCUGCUGUCGCUGCACGAGGCGGUGCACCACGCCGUGCCCGUGGUGGCGCUGCCGGUCUUCUGCGACCACGACGCCAACGCGGCCAAAGCGGCGGCCGACGGCUACGCGCUGCGCCUGGAGCUGCGCGCGCUGUCCGCGCAGCGCCUCGCCGACGCCGUGCAGCGCGCCGUGCGCGACCCCAGGUAUCGUAAUGCCGCCAGGGAGCGGUCUGUCCUGCUCCGCGACCAACCAGAGACGCCGUUGCAACGCGCCAUCUACUGGAGCGAGUACGUGAUUCGGCACCGCGGCGCCGAACAUCUUUUGUCUCCCGCCCGAGAGAUGUCGCUAGUGCAGUAUUUCCUUCUGGACGUCAUCGCUCUGUACGCAGCUGCAUUAGUGCUUCUCGUGGUCACCGCCAAACGCGCUGUGCGACUACUUCUGCCGUCUUUCGUUACAGCAAAGAAGCUGAAAGCGCAGUGAUUGUUAAACCAUUGAUGACUAAUCGUCAUCACAACUUGUUGAUACGGGGGUCACUAACCACGGUGCCCUUAUAUUGACAAAG